CAGGUUCAACAGUGACCACUCUUGAUUCGUAUAACUCACAGCAAAGCCUCCAUCUGUCUCAUGGAUUAUAGAUCUAAAUUGAUGGCUUCAGUAACAGAUGCCAGAUACAGGCAGAAAGAUACUUCGGAUCAGAACUUUGAUUACAUGUUCAAACUCCUGAUCAUUGGGAACAGCAGUGUGGGUAAAACAUCCUUCCUCUUCAGAUAUGCUGAUGACACUUUCACGCCAGCCUUCGUCAGCACAGUAGGAAUUGACUUCAAAGUGAAAACAGUUUAUAGGAAUGAUAAGCGGGUGAAACUGCAGAUCUGGGAUACAGCUGGACAAGAAAGGUACAGGACCAUCACCACAGCCUACUACCGAGGCGCCAUGGGCUUCAUCCUCAUGUAUGACAUCACCAGUGAAGAAUCCUUCAAUGCAGUGCAGGACUGGGCCACACAAAUCAAGACCUACUCCUGGGACAAUGCACAGGUGAUCCUGGUUGGAAACAAAUGUGACAUGGAGGAUGAAAGGAUCGUUCCUUUGGAGAAAGGGAAACAUCUGGCUGAUCAGCUGGGUUUUGACUAUUUUGAAGCUAGUGCCAAAGAAAACAUCAACGUAAGGCAGGUGUUUGAGCGUCUUGUGGAUAUAAUCUGUGAAAAGAUGUCAGAGAGUAUAGAGUCGGACCCUUCCAGGGGCACUUCGGGAAGGAAUGUGAGGCUCAUGGACAACCCACCCCCUUCACAGCAGAACUGUUCAUGUUAGUGACCUUUCUUGCUGAGAAAUGUCUUUCUCCUUUCCUGACUAAAUUUUCUCUUUCUCUGUGGUUCAUUACCAUGUAGUCCAAAGGCAGAAGUCUCUGUUGUAGGAAACUGGUGUGUUUAAUGUGCUGGA
This is a messenger RNA of Centrocercus urophasianus (Greater sage-grouse), 870 nucleotides long. RefSeq names its product RAB3B, member RAS oncogene family (gene RAB3B). NCBI's taxonomy places the organism in Eukaryota, Metazoa, Chordata, Aves, Galliformes, Phasianidae. The coding region runs from base 61 to 741 and encodes 226 amino acids. Gene Ontology annotation, biological process: protein secretion; regulation of exocytosis; protein localization to plasma membrane. Gene Ontology annotation, cellular component: plasma membrane; endosome; synaptic vesicle. Gene Ontology annotation, molecular function: GTP binding; GTPase activity. The transcript is spliced from 5 exons. The record is from RefSeq and is a predicted model, not a curated record.